UGUUACCACAGCAACCAGUUUAUCAACAUUUAAAAAUGACAAAUUAAUUGUGACAAGUAACAGUUUUUGUAUCGUCUGUUUAUCGUUCUUGCAUCGAAACGUCUUCUGAAAAAUUAAAAGACUGAAAAUGGCUAGAGAACAAUGUAUGUUAGAGGCUUCUGAUGACCUAGACAUAAGUCAUUACUGUGCAGAUGACAGCGAAAAAUACUUUGCCCAAGUCAUUGGUUGUAUCGAAGAUAUUUUGUUGGAUGAUAGCUUCUUAAAAUUGCAUAAAAGUUUUAUGGAAAAUCAUUGGAAAGAAUUUGAAGAUACUGAAGAAAAUAAGCUCAUUUACACUGACAUAUUUAGAAAAUACAUUGAAACUAUUGAAAAGUAUAUUGAAACACAAUUAAAGAAGGCGAUUCCCCACUUUAACAUGUUGGAAUUUGAAUAUGAAUUAAGGAAAAGACAAAAUGAACUCAACGGCGAAAUUUUUGAAAUAUUAUCAACAUUUACAGAUUUCAUGUCUUUCAAAGAGAAAUUUCUUGAUUAUAAGGCUAUGAAAGAAGGCAGAACGGCUGAUUUUUCCAAGGACCUUUUUGUAAAGAAGUACAGUUUCGAAAAUCUCUAGCUUUAUUUAAAAAGUAUGACCAUAAAAAAACUAAUGCAUUAAAAUUUCCAUUUGAACUAAUUUACUAUUCGUAUCGCCCGGCAUUCUGUAAGGCAACAAUCCAGUAAAGUUUAUUAGAAUUUUAGCUUGUUCCCUAAGAUGUGAUAAUUGCUGUAAGAAAAAAUAAAAAAUGUAACACUA
Messenger RNA from Zophobas morio, 790 nucleotides. RefSeq names its product ADP-ribosylation factor-like protein 2-binding protein. The record is from RefSeq and is a predicted model, not a curated record. Bases 128 to 610 code for a protein of 160 amino acids. The transcript is spliced from 4 exons. Lineage: Eukaryota; Metazoa; Arthropoda; Insecta; Coleoptera; Tenebrionidae. Gene Ontology annotation, biological process: positive regulation of tyrosine phosphorylation of STAT protein; maintenance of protein location in nucleus. Gene Ontology annotation, cellular component: mitochondrial intermembrane space.